AUGGUUUCUUACCAAAUUCUACUUCUUCUAGUCUCAAUUUUACCUUUAACAUAUUCCAUAAGAACUUCAAAAUGGCAUUUCAGUGGGAAACUACUAUGCCCAUUAUACACAUUUAAGUAUCACCUUGAGGUUUUUGAAGAGGAUUACUUCCGAAAAACCGAUGAUUUGCUGACUAAUCAGACAGAGGUGAGCUCUAUCAGCCCGCAUCUUUAUAAGGUGGACGCAGAGGAAACGGAUGAUGGAUUGGAUUUUGGGCGACACUUCGAAAUCUACAUGCUCAUCAUCCACGACUGCAAUCCAGACAGAUAUGUGAAGUCACUGAAAGUCGAUUGGGGAAAGUACCAUAUUGAUAUCGAGUUUGUUACAUUUUAUGCAUUGAAAUUUGAAAUUUUCAGUGAAGUCAGCGAGGUCAAGGACAUUGAUGUUUUUGGCAAAGGCUCGGCAUUGUGAUUUUGAAGUCUAAAACAUAAUCAUUGUGUUUAUAAAGUCUUUAUUCCAA
Messenger RNA from Caenorhabditis elegans, 499 nucleotides. It is a transcript of the gene E02H9.1, whose product is annotated as TransThyretin-Related family domain. Lineage: Eukaryota; Metazoa; Nematoda; Chromadorea; Rhabditida; Rhabditidae. The transcript is spliced from 3 exons. Bases 1 to 450 code for a protein of 149 amino acids. The record is from RefSeq and is marked reviewed.